AUGUACGAGCCCGCGUUCUUGCAAGCAUGGACCAAGAGUCCUCCUGGAGGACGUUACUGGAUUGUUGAAUACGGCGGGUCCUCAGUCAGACCAGUCGGUGGUAAGGAAGCUUACGACCAUCUCAAGGACAUCUUUGAGCGAGAGCAGGGAAGACAGAGACUCUUAAAAGAAAUGGACCUACCGGAUGGAACUGGCAUGAACAGCGGUCCCCAAAACACAACAUUCACAGAUCUAAAGCCCUGGCUUGAGAGGACCGGCUGGGAUUAUAUCGGAUCCGAAGGGCAGAUAAUCAGUUCUGCUGGUGAUGAAAGCAGAAUCGCUAAUCUCAUCGCUGCGGUAGACGCCGUGAUGGACCGCUGCGAGCAGACGGCGCGGACAACAAGCAGGAGCCUGUUAUGUUGGCUACGUAGCGUACGACCCCACGUCUGCUACGCCAAGCCCUUCACUUUUGUGGGGAAGGCUGCUAGCAGGAAGCAGUACAUUCGAGUGCUUAAAAGGUUUAUUGCGAUGGUCUUUCGAGCCUUCAACCUACCUGCAGACAUCCGACGGCGUCAAGCCGGCAUACGGCUCAAGAAAUCACAUAUUCAUGAGUUAGAUGAAGAGAGCAAUGAUGAAGAAAGGCACAAUGACGACAAAAUCUCGAGUGGAUAUGAAAGUGAUGCCACAUUGGGGUUUGAGGGCUCGGAAAACGACGACAUGGAUGAUGGAAAUAGUGAAUACGAAGAUGACGAAACACUUGAGCAAGACGACAUUGACGAUCACAAAGUGGAGACUUGUACGCUAGGAGAAUCGGAUGGGAUGACAUCACCAUUGGUCGAAGAAGUGUUGGAACUGCUAUUCGGACUGAUUAUGGAGUUCAGAACCGAAGAAGUCAUAGAUGGGCGACCGGCGUCGACCCUGUUGGUAUAUUUUAGUGGGAUUCUUGGAUUCACAGCCGAUCUCAACAGCUUUCUCCCGGCCAGGUCGUAUACGUCUAACCUUGCGGCAUUGAUAUACAUUCAACGACUUCUGUUCCUCGAGUAUGCCUUACCAGCACGAGGUUAUGCUACCCUUGGAAUCACACGACGUCCUCGGACAGGCCAGGUUCCACUGCUACAGAAAACAAGGCUGGAAUACCUAGUUCUCGGAUCACAGUCGCCAUUCGAAGAACUCUUCUCGCUCCUCGCAUACGGAAGGGCAAUAGCUGGUUCAGAGACGCCCGCGUUCCUUCUCAGAUGGAGCGAUGAUAGCCAGACUGUGUCAUACAAAGACGAAAUCUCGGUCAAUAUGGAACAGUUCCGACGUCUCCCAAUGACGCUUUUAGAGUGUGCGGAAACUCUUUCUGGGCAAUUGAUGUAUGGAUGGAAACCUCCCUGUGACCUUUCUUCCGCGAAAGACGACAUCUCGAAUACGACACCCGGAUUCUCAUUCGUUAGUCAUCCGAAGAACGAUCUGACAGAAGCCUAUUUGGAGCUAUCGUUGAAAGCUUGCACCAGUCAACCAAGCCCACUCUCGCGCAAAGGGAAAUGGCAUCGCGGUGCUAUCCUAUCAACCAUUCAGAAAUGA
Messenger RNA from Fusarium oxysporum Fo47, 1545 nucleotides. RefSeq lists its product as uncharacterized. The record is from RefSeq and is a predicted model, not a curated record. The transcript is spliced from 3 exons. The coding region runs from base 1 to 1545 and encodes 514 amino acids. NCBI's taxonomy places the organism in Eukaryota, Fungi, Ascomycota, Sordariomycetes, Hypocreales, Nectriaceae.